GGCGCGGCGCGAAGGUCACGGGGCGCGCGGGGCGAUGGCGGCGGCCGGAGGGUGCCGGAAAUGUCUCCUCGGUGGCCCGUGGCUCCUCUCCAGGUGUUAUCCCAUCCCUGCCUUCCCCAGGAGUGCCCUGCACAGGAUCAGCAGCCCUGCCCUGGCCACCCCCCAGUCCAGGUGCUACUCCUCGGGAGGAAGGAAAGGCUUCAUCUCAGGUUUCGUGGAGAACAUCAAGCAGGAAUUAGCCAAAAACAAAGAGAUGAAGGAAAGCAUCAAGAAGUUCCGAGACGAGGCGAGGAAGCUGGAGGAGUCGGACGCGCUGCGGGAAGCCAGGAGGAAAUACAAAACCAUCGAAUCCGAAACGGUGAAGACCUCAGAAGUGAUUAAAAAGAAACUUGGAGAAAUAACGGGGACGGUUAAGGAGAGUUUGGACGAGGUCAGCAGGAGCGACCUGGGCAGGAAGAUCAAGGAGGGCGUGGAGGAGGCGGCCAAAACGGCCAAGCAGUCGGCGGAGUCGGUGACCAGGGGAGGGGAGAAGCUGGGCAGGACUGCAGCCUUCAAAGCCAUCUCCCAGGGAGUAGAAACUGUUAAGAAGGAGAUAGAUGAGAGCGUUUUGGGACAAACUGGUCCCUACAGGCGCCCGGAGCGGCUCCGGAAGCGGACGGAAUAUUCCGGAGAGAGGAUUAAAGAGCAGCGAGUGUUCGAAGCCAAUGAGGAGGCCAUGGGCAUGGUGCUGCAUAAAGACUCCAAGUGGUACCAGCAGUGGAAAGAUUUCAAGGACAACAACGUGGUUUUCAACAGGUUCUUUGAGAUGAAGAUGAAGUACGACGAGAGCGACAACGCCUUCAUCCGAGCGUCGCGCGCUGUCACCGACCGCGUCACCGACCUCAUAGGGGGAUUGUUCUCCAAGACGGAAAUGUCCGAGGUGCUGACGGAGAUCCUCAGGGUGGAUCCCUCCUUCGACAAGGAUCGCUUCCUGAAGCAGUGUGAGCGGGACAUCAUCCCCAACGUGCUGGAGGCUCUGAUCUCCGGAGAGCUCGACAUCCUCAAGGACUGGUGCUACGAGGCCACCUACAGCCAGCUGGCCCAUCCCAUCCAGCAGGCCAAGGCCUUGGGGCUCCAGUUCCAUUCCAGGAUCCUGGACAUCGACAACAUCGACCUGGCCAUGGGGAAGAUGAUGGAGCAGGGCCCGGUGCUGAUCAUCACCUUCCAGGCCCAGGUGGUGAUGGUGAUCAAGAACCACAAAGGGGAGGUGGUGGAAGGGGACCCGGACAAGGUUCUGCGGAUGCUCUACGUGUGGGCCCUGUGCCGCGACCAGGACGAGCUCAACCCCUACAUGGCCUGGAGGCUGCUGGACAUUUCCUCCUCCAGCACGGAGCAGGUGCUCUGAGCCCUUCCCGACCCUCUGGAAGCAGCUCCAGGCUGGAUCCCUGCGCGGCGCGCACGGGAGGAUCCGGGAGGAUCCCAACCCCUGAGCGGCUGGGGCUGGCUCCUGCUCGGGACCAGCAGCCGCUGGGUGCUGCUUUCUCCUCGUGCCUCACGGAGGCUCCCGGGCGCUUCCCAGCCCUGGGAAUCCUCGCUGAGCUCCCGUUCCCACCCGCUGGCACCCUUGGGACGUCCCUGGGAAGCCUCGGGAGGGGCUCUGGGCUGCCGACCCGCGCUCCGGCCUCGCGUCCCUGCGGCCGCGUCCUCGCGCUUUCCCGGAGCAAAUACAGCCAGGACUUCGCA
Molecule: messenger RNA, 1722 nt
Organism: Hirundo rustica (Barn swallow)
Lineage: Eukaryota; Metazoa; Chordata; Aves; Passeriformes; Hirundinidae
Gene: TIMM44
Product: translocase of inner mitochondrial membrane 44
Exons: 13
Coding region: 35-1384 (449 amino acids)
Biological process (GO): protein import into mitochondrial matrix
Cellular component (GO): mitochondrial inner membrane
Molecular function (GO): protein-folding chaperone binding
Source: RefSeq, a predicted model, not a curated record